Camelina sativa (false flax) is the source of this 2946-nucleotide messenger RNA. Its product is annotated as NB-ARC domain-containing disease resistance protein. Gene Ontology annotation, molecular function: ADP binding. Lineage: Eukaryota; Viridiplantae; Streptophyta; Magnoliopsida; Brassicales; Brassicaceae. The record is from RefSeq and is a predicted model, not a curated record.
AUGGAGUGUUUGUCCCCAAUCAUUGGUGAGAUUUUGAGUUCAAUGUACAACUCAAGGUACUCACGAUUCGCUAAUGCCUUUAAGUUCAAAUCAAACGUCAAAGCUCUGAAUGAUUCACUCGAGAGAUUGAAAGAGCUUAAGGGUAACAUGAAUGAAGACCAUGAAACUUUGCUGACCAAAGAUAAACCCUUGAGACUCAAGCUAUUGCGUUGGCAAAGAGAGGUAGAAGACGUUAUCUCCAAAGCACGGUUAAAACUUGAAGAACGGGUUUCAUGUGGAUGUGGUAUGUCCUUGAGAUCCAGGCUGAGUAGGAAACUUGUCAAGAUUCUCAAUGAAGUGAAAAUGCUUGAGAAGGAUGGCAGAGAGUUUGUCGACAUGCUUUCCGUGGAUUCUACUCCGGAAAGAGUUGAACAUGUUCCAGGGGUCACAAUUGUUCAUCAAACAAUGGCGUCAAAUAUAUUAGUCAAAAUUAGAGAUGGUUUGAUAAGCGAUAAGGCUCAAAAGAUUGGUGUUUGGGGCAUGGGAGGAGUAGGAAAAACGACACUGGUCAGGACGUUAAACAAUAAGCUAAGGGAAGAGGCUGCUGCUCAACCAUUUGGCUUGGUGAUCUUUGUAAUAGUGUCCAAAGAGUUUGAUCUAAGAGGAGUCCAAAAGCAGAUUGCUGAGAGACUGGAUAUUGAUACCCAUGUGGAAGAAAGUGACGAGAAAUUAGCAAAAAGGAUUUAUGUUGGACUGAAGAGAGAGAGAAAUUUUCUUCUCAUUCUUGAUGACGUUUGGAAACCCAUUGAUCUGGAUCUUUUGGGCAUUCCACGAACGGAAGAGAACAGAGGUUCAAAAAUCAUUUUGACUUCCAGGUUUUUAGAGGUCUGUCGCAGCAUGAAGACAGAUCUUGAUGUCAGAGUGGAUUGUUUACGUGAAGAAGACGCUUGGGAAUUAUUUUGCAAAAAUGCAGGGGAAGUUGUGAGGUCAGACCAUGUUAGGCCGAUUGCAAAAGCCGUGUCACUUGAAUGUGGUGGAUUGCCUCUAGCUAUCAUCACUGUUGGAACAGCUAUGGGCGGAAAAAAAAAUGUCAAGCUGUGGAAUCAUGUCUUGACUAAGCUAAGUAAAUCAGUACCUUGGAUCAAGAGUAUUGAAGAGAAGAUAUUCCAGCCACUGAAAUUGAGCUACGAUUUUUUGGAUGGUAAGGCAAAGUCUUGUUUUCUCCUUUGUGCUUUGUUUCCUGAAGACUACUCGAUUGAAGUCACAGAGCUUGUAAUGUACUGGAUGGCUGAAGGAUUCAUGGAGGAACAAGGUUCUCACGAGGACUCCAUGAACGAGGGAAUCACAGUUGUGGAGAGUUUAAAGGAUUAUUGUUUGUUAGAAGAUGGUGCUCGUAGAGACACAGUUAAGAUGCAUGAUGUUGUCCGCGAUUUUGCCAUAUGGAUCAUGUCUUCCUCACAGGAUGAUUGUCAUUCCCUUGUCAUGUCUGGUACAGGUUUGCAAGAGAUUAUACAAGAUAAGUUUGCUCCUUCUCUUCGAAGGGUUUCUUUGAUGUACAAUAAACUAGAAAUGCUUCCUAAUCUCACAGAAGAGUACUGCGUACAAGCCUCAGCCUUACUGCUACAAGGCAACUAUGUUCUGAAGGAAGUACCCAUUGGAUUCUUGCAAGCAUUUCCAAAUCUUCGAAUCUUGAAUCUAAGUGGGACUCGCAUGAAGUCGUUUCCUUGUUGCUCUCUUUUGCAUCUUUCCAGUCUUCAUUCUCUCUUCUUCAGAGAAUGUUUUAACCUUGUAGAACUACCUUCACUCGAAACUCUUGCCAAACUUGAGCUACUUGAUCUUUGUGGCACUCAUAUCACGGAAUUUCCAAGGGGGUUGGAAGAACUGAAGAGCUUCAGACACCUUAACCUUUCACGAACCCUUCACCUUGAAAGCAUUCCAGCUAGAGUUGUUUCACGGUUAUCAAGUCUAGAGACACUAGACAUGACAUCAAGUCACUACCGUUGGAGCGUACUUGGAGAGACACAGAAAGGGCAAGCAACACUUGAAGAGAUAGGAUGCCUCCAGCGUUUACAAGUUCUUUCUAUCAGGGUCCAUUCCUCUCCAUUUCUUCUAAAUAAGAGAAACACUUGGAUCAAAAGAUUGAAGAAAUAUCAACUUGUUGUGGGCUCUCGUUACAUUUUGCGUACAAGACACGACAAGAGGAGGCUAACAAUAAGUCACCUCAAUGUAUCACAAGUAUCCAUUGGGUGGUUGUUGGCUUCAACAACCUCUCUAGCACUAAACCAUUGUCAAGGGAUCGAAGCAAUGAUAAAGAAAUUGGUCGUUGACAACAAGAGUCUCAAGAAUUUGAAAUCUCUUACGAUUGAGAGUGUUAUCAUCAACACAAAUUCUUGGGUUGAGAUGGUAACCACUAAAGCUUCAAAACGAUCCUCUGAAAAUCUAGACCUUCUUCCAAAUUUGGAGGAACUUCAUUUGCGUCGCGUUGACUUAGAAUCCUUCUCAGAGCUACAAACACACCUUGGGUUGAGACUGGAAACAUUGAAGAUAAUCGAGAUCACCAUGUGUCGCAAACUUCGAACACUACUCGGAAAGGGAAAUUUCUUGACUAUCCCAAAUCUGGAGGAGAUAGAGAUUAGCUACUGUGACUCGUUGCAGAAUCUACACGAGGCUUUCUUAUACCAUGAACCUUUCCUACCAAAUUUACGUGUCUUGAAAUUGAGAAACCUUCCAAACCUUGUGAGUAUUUGCAACUGGGGAGAGGCUUGGGAAUGUCUUGAACAGGUGGAAGUGAUACACUGUAAUAAGCUGGAUUGUUUACCCAUAAACUCUACCUGUGGAAGAAUCAAGAAGAUUAAAGGAGAAUUGAGUUGGUGGGAGCGUUUGGAAUGGGAAGAUCCCGCUGCUUUAAUCAAUGCUGAACCUUUUUUCAAUCCAGUGAAAGAAGUUCCUCUACUUGUAUUAUCAUAG